This is a messenger RNA of Merops nubicus (carmine bee-eater), 2952 nucleotides long. RefSeq names its product lysine-specific demethylase 3B-like. Gene Ontology annotation, biological process: regulation of transcription by RNA polymerase II. Gene Ontology annotation, cellular component: histone deacetylase complex; chromatin. The annotation marks the transcript as partial. The transcript has 10 exons. Gene Ontology annotation, molecular function: chromatin DNA binding; histone H3K9 demethylase activity; transcription coregulator activity. The record is from RefSeq and is a predicted model, not a curated record. NCBI's taxonomy places the organism in Eukaryota, Metazoa, Chordata, Aves, Coraciiformes, Meropidae.
AUCUUUGUGGAAUUUGAUGGCUGUAACUGGAAGCAGCAUGCCUGGGUGAAGGUCCAUGCUGAAGAAGUUAUAGUGUUGCUGCUGGAAGGGUCGCUGGUUUGGGCCCCUCGAAGCGAUCCCGUCACGCUGCAGGGAACCCGAGUCUCCCUGGCACAGUGGCCUGCACUGACCUUCACUCCUCUAGUAGACAAGCUGGGUUUGGGCUCUGUGGUCCCAGUGGAGUUUCUUCUGGACAGACAUUUACGUUUCCUGUCUGAUGCCAGUGGAUUACGUUUGUUUCAGAUGGGAACAGAGAGUCAAAAUCAGAUUCUACAGGAACAGCCUUCUCUAAGGGAAUCUGUCAAUGCCUUGAUCAGCGACCAGAAGCUUCAGGAGAUAUUUAGUAGAGGUCCUUACAGUGUCCAGGGUCAAAGAGUUAAGGUUUACCAGCCGGAGGAUGAAAAUAGCUGGCUCUGUGGUGUUGUGGGCCAUCAAGACCCAAUAACUCGUCUCAUGGAGGUGUCAGUGACUGAGAGUGGUGAAAUAAAGUCGGUGGAUCCUCGACUGGUUCAUGUGGUGAUGGAUAACAGUUCUCCAAGCGAGGGAGGGAGCCUAAAAGCAGCUAAAUCAUCUAAAGGCAAAAAGAAGAAAGAAAGUCUGGAUGGGAAGGAUGGACGAAGGAGGAAAAACGCUUUAGAUUCUGGGAGUGAUCCUGCAACAAAGAAACUAAAGGAGAGGGGUGAGGUGGAUAACAAUGGUAGUGGCGAUGGAGGUGAGGCAAGCAGAGGUCCUUGGAAAGGAGGCUCCAGCAGUGAUACAGGACUGGACUCAAGGGCCAAGCAGUUCCCUUCCUUCAUUCCUCAGAUUAAUCGCAAUAUUCGCUUUGCCACUUACACCAAAGAGAAUGGCCGAACACUGGUAGUCCAGGAUGAGCCGGUUGGUGGUGAUGCACCAUUGCCCUUCACUCCAUUUUCCUCUGGGGCUGGACAAGCAUCACUAGUUGGAUCUGCAUGUAAAGAAACAGGAAAAUCACUGGAACAGGUUGGCCAGGGCACAGUGACUUCUGCGGCUGCAGUUACUACAACUGCCUUGUCGCCAACGACUGUGAGAAUCUCUGAUACCAGUCUGCCAGCUGUUACUGGACAGGAGAAAGUGAAAACAAGCCGAUCACAAGCCCAGGGAGAGAAUUCCCGAAAUUCACUUUUGGCGUCUGGAUUUGGAGUCUCUCUCCCAAGUGCUUCCCAGUCGUUGCUAUUUGGGGUUGGAAGGAGUCAGUCGAAUGGAGUGGUGGCUCCAGAAAGCAAGUCUUCUGGAUUUUCUUUUGGCUGUAGUACUGGACAAGAGGCUCAGAAAGAUUCUGAUCUGUCCAAGAACUUGUUUUUUCAAUGCAUGUCCCAAAAUCUCCCUUCUAGUAACUACUUCACGGUAAUUUCAGAGAGCUUGGCUGAAGAUGCCUCCAGUCGGGACUCAUUCAAGCAGUGUACAGAGAGUGUGGGUGUUGGGAUCUGUAAAGGUAAAAUCCUUUCAACGGACACUAAACCAGGAGCCCAGUCUAGCAGUUCUGUGGAGCGGAAGCUGCCUGUGGAAUCUAUGCCUACCCUUACUCCAGCCUUUUCACGAAAUCUGUUGAGUACUCGUCCCCCAGAUAGUCACGAAAACCUAUUUCUGCAGCCCCCAAAGCUAUCAAGAGAGGAACCCUCAAACCCUUUCCUGGCAUUUGCUGAGAAAGUGGAACUUAGUCCUUUCAGUGGAUUUGCAUCUUCAUCUCAGACAGGGGUUUCUGCUCCCUCUGCACCUGUGGGUCAUAAGGCCGCUUCUGGCUGGCCAGACUCGCUCACCUCUACAGACUCUUCUCUAACUAAGAAGAAAACCUUGUUCAUAACAACUGACUCCUCAAAGAUGAUCGCCAGUACUCCUGGUGCAGCAGUUGCUGCUGGUGUUCAGAGCCCUUCCACAGUAGGGAACGGCCGUUCUGGCUCACCAACUAGCAACCUGAUACAGCCUAUUGAGAUGCCCACACUUUCCUCCAGCCCAACAGAAGAAAAACCAGCUGUUGGGCCUGGGCAGCAGGACAAUCCUCUUCUGAAAACUUUUUCUAAUGUGUUUGGCAGACAUCCGUCUGGCUUUUUCUCUUCACAGGCAGAGUUUCCACAGGAGAACAAAGCCCCUUUCGAAGCUGUGAAAAGGUUCUCUCUAGAUGAGCGGAGCUUGACAUCCAAACAGGAUUCAGACUCCAGUACCAAUAGUGACCUGUCAGAUUUGAGUGACUCUGAAGACCAGUUGCAGGCCAAGGCUUGUAUGAAGGGAAUCCCAGACCACCUGAUGGCAAAGCUAGGCCCCAAUGGAGAGCACAGCGCUGAAUUGCUGCUGGGUAAAGGAAAAGGGAAGCAAGCCCCAAAGGGCCGGCCUCGCACAGCUCCCCUAAAAGUUGGCCAGUCUGUGCUGAAAGAUAUGAGUAAGGUGAGGAAGCUGAAGCAGUCAGGUGAGCCUUUUCUCCAGGAUGGCUCUUGCAUCAAUGUAGCUCCACACCUGCACAAGUGCCGGGAGUGCCGUCUGGAGCGGUACCGCAAAUUUAAGGAGCAAGAGCAGGACGACUCGACUGUGGCCUGUCGCUUCUUCCACUUCCGCAGGCUGGUAUUUACCCGGAAGGGUAUUCUACGAGUUGAAGGUUUCUUGAAUCCACAACAGAGUGACCCUGAUGCUGUGAGCCUAUGGAUUCCUUCCGCCUCCCCUGCAGAGGGGAUUGAUCUGGAAACCUCCAAAUAUAUCCUGGCCAAUGUUGGCGACCAGUUCUGCCAGCUUGUUAUGUCAGAGAAGGAAGCAAUGAUGAUGGUGGAGCCACAUCAGAAAGUGGCGUGGAAGCGCGCGGUGCGCGGCGUGCGGGAGAUGUGCGACGUGUGCGAGACCACGCUCUUCAACAUCCACUGGGUGUGCCGCAAGUGCGGCUUCGGGGUGUGCCUGGACUGCUACCGG